GCCGGGGAAGAAGAUGGCGGCGCAGCGGAGGGGCAGGGUGGGUGGUGGUAAGGAGGAGAUGGGGUCAGGGCGCCAGGAGUCGGAGCCCCAGGACACGGAGCUGCUGUUGCACCCGGAGCUACUCUCGGAAGAGUUCCUGCUGCUCACCCUGGAGCAGAAAAAUAUACUGGUUGAAAAUGAUGUAAAGAUGGACAAAGAUGGCCUCACUGAUCUCUAUAUUCAACAUGCCAUUCCCCUGCCUCAGCGUGACUUGCCAAAAAGUAGAUGGGGAAAAAUGAUGGAAAAGAAAAGGCAGCAAAAUGAGUUGAAAAGUGAGAAUAAGAGUGUUACAACGGCAGAAGGUUUAAGGAAGCGUCCAUUAAUUGUGUUCGAUGGCAAUUCAACAAGUACAAGCAUAAAGGUGAAGAAGACAGAGAAUGGAGCUUCAGAUCGCUUAAAGCCACCUCCAGCUGGAAGCACCACCAACACUGUUAGAAGGUUAUCAGCUCCUUCAAAUGCCUCAACAUAUAUUUCUGCCUCCAGUUUAUCAGAGGACACUAAGCUGGGAAUGAGGAAUAAUGAGGCUAAGCAGACCAAUAUUUCAAAGACUAACAGCAGUGCAUUGAAUAGUCUGAAAACAUAUCCUUUGUCUCCAGUAGCAGGAACUACUGUUGUGAAGUUAAAGAGAGCUGUUCCAAAAGAAGAAUCUGAUUUGCCGAAUGAUCUAAAGCCUACAGAAGCAAAGAAGAAAAUCCAGCAUGUUACAUGGCCAUGAAGUAGCUAAUGGUGCUUGAAACAUAAACGUUACUUCCAUAUUUUCAAACAGAUAAGUCAUAUUUAAACAGUAUAAGUACAAUUAUUUUUAAACUUUACAGGGAUACAGAUUGCUGUGAAAUUUUAACAAGUUUAAAAGUUCCCUGUUGUAAAUCUGGAGUCAUUAUCACCAGUCACCUUGAGGGUGUCUACUCUUGUACACCAAGUAGUUCAUUACUUCUUUAAAAAGUGGUAAUAUUACCGUAUAUUAAAAUCCUCACUUUUAGUUUUUGAGAUUACUCUAGUUCAUCUCCUGCAUGUCAUGGUUCACACAUACAUUUUUUGUUUGUUUCAGUAAGACUCAGUUUUGUUCCAUUUCUGGUUAAAUAGUUAAUAUAGUUACUGAGAUUCAGAGUGAUCCCAAGAGCCUUUUUGGCUUCAAAAAGAUAAUUCAUUUAGAUGAAAAAACUGACGAUUCUACUGGUAAAAUAGUCUGAGACAAAGUUUUUUUCCUUUUUGUUGCACAGAACAGACGCAUAGAAUUUAGUGCAAGAUAAGUUGGGAAUAAGAGAUGAACUAUUUUAACACCAUUGCUUCAAAUUGAAGUUUCUCUUAUUAACGUAUGAAGUAAGAAACACACAGAUAGAAUUAUGUUAUUAGACUGCUUGAUAUUAAUCUUUGAGAGGAAGCAGUGAAUGGGAAAGUGCCAUGUUCUCUUAAAUACACAAGCAUAUUUUAUACAUGCAUAAAAAUGUGUUGACCAAGCAAAUUUGAUUGUUUGCCUGGUUACAAUCAUGCUUAUAAAAUAUGGAGAAAACCUUUGGAAUGCAGACCAGUGCUUUCUCAACUUACAGUUGGAGAGGUACAGGGAUAAGAAGACAAAGAGGUACCUUGAGAGCAUUAGUGUGUGAAGUUGCACUCUCUAAGAAAUCCCCAACCUGUUUUUCCAUCCUUUGAUAAUUUAAGGUGGAUGUUGUUUUUUUGUGAAACUUGAUGUUUCAUCUGGAUUAUUGGGAGUGCCUUUUUAGGGCAGAAAUCCAGUUGAGUUGGUGGAAACAUUUUUAUUAAAUCUCAGUGACUCAGAGUGAAGCCAGUUUAGAUCCAUUUUUGAUGUGGAUGGUAAUAACGCUCCCAGACUUAGUAAAGCAAACAAAAGAAUCAGCUUCUGAAUCCACUAAGUUAACCCACUAAGAGCAGCUGUCAGUAGUGAUCUGAAACCUUGUUUACAUUUUUAACAUUGGUUAAUAUGGAAACCAAAAAAAGUUGUAGCAUAGUUCAUUACUGACAAGUUCUUCAUUCACUGUAACAAGAUAAAAGGCACUUCUUGAAUGCUGUAAAAUGGUAAGAAUGUGUUUGGAAAUAUUGUGUGCUGUUUCCCUUUUACUAAACACUUGUGCAGUUUUUGUACUUGAGUACAACAAACUUUAACAUAAAUGUACAUUUUUUAUGUAAAGAGUUGUCUUUUAAGUAGCCUUAUCCUAUUUAAAUAAAUUCAGUUGAAAGCAAA
Pogoniulus pusillus (Red-fronted tinkerbird) is the source of this 2239-nucleotide messenger RNA. RefSeq names its product chromosome 5 C2orf49 homolog (gene TSLIG2). Gene Ontology annotation, biological process: embryonic morphogenesis. The transcript is spliced from 4 exons. Gene Ontology annotation, cellular component: tRNA-splicing ligase complex. NCBI's taxonomy places the organism in Eukaryota, Metazoa, Chordata, Aves, Piciformes, Lybiidae. Bases 14 to 754 code for a protein of 246 amino acids. The record is from RefSeq and is a predicted model, not a curated record.